CUGUUAUCUCAGAGAGACUUUGUUGUGAAAACGGAUUGUUCAACAGCGAAAUGAUGCUCAACAUUGUCAAGACUGACAUUUAGGGAAGUUUUAAGAGACAAUCUUGCUGAUAAGUGAUGGAUUUGAGUUGAAAAGGACAUAAAAAUGCCUCUUCGACAACUCUAAUUCCUCCUGACUGGAAGCUGAUUGGCUAAGUUAUCCGUCGGCUCAGCGUCUGUCAAGAAAACCAACAGAAGACAGAGUGCCGUCCCCGCUCAGCCUCCCCUGAAAGUGCAGCUGUAUAUUUACAGGUGCAGCUCCGAUAUGACGAAGAGAAGCCCAUCUCUUCAGCUUGUCAAAAGGAUGCUGAACCAUCACUGCAGAAGGAACCCUGAGCUUCAUGAGGAGCUGCAGAUCCAGGCUGCAGUGGCAGCGGGCGAUGUCUGCACCGUCAGGAGGAUGCUCGAACAAGGAUACUCGCCUAAGAUCCGCGACGCCAACGGCUGGACGCUGCUCCACUUCUCUGCUGCCAAAGGAAAAGAGAGAUGUGUUCGAGUCUUUCUGGAGCACGGAGCCGACCCCACAGUGAAGGACUUUAUCGGCUUCACAGCACUUCACUACGCUGCUAUGCACGGCAGAGCUCGCAUCGCCCGACUGAUGCUGGAAUCUGAGUUUCGCAGUGACAUUAUAAAUGCAAAAAGCAACGACGGCUGGACGCCGCUGCACGUGGCGGCCAACUACGGUCGAGACUCGUUUGUACGCCUCCUCCUCGAGUUCAGGGCCGAGGUGGACCCGCUGAGUGACAAAGGGACCACGCCACUGCAGCUGGCCAUCAUCCGCGAGCGCUCCAGCUGCGUACGGAUCCUCCUGGACCACAGUGCCAACAUUGACAUUCAAAACGGCUUCCUGUUGCGAUACGCCGUCAUCAAAGGCAAUCACUCGUACUGCCGCAUGUUCCUGCAGAGGGGGGCAGACACUAAUCUAGGACGUCUUGAGGACGGGCAGACCCCUCUGCACCUGUCAGCCCUCAGGGACGACGUGUUGUGCGCCCAGAUGCUUUACACGUACGGGGCUGAUACCAACACCAGGAACUACGAAGGCCAGACGCCGGUAGCCGUGUCCGUUAGCAUGUCUGGGAUCAGCCUGCCCUGUCUGGACUUUCUGCAGGAGGUCACCAGACAACCUCGGACUCUCCAAGACUUGUGUCGAAUAAAAAUCCGUCACUGCAUCGGCCUUCAAAGCUUGAAAUUGCUGGAGGAUCUACCCAUUGCAAAGGUUAUGAAAGACUAUUUAAAACAUAAGUUUGACAACGUGUGAGGACAAAAACGACGACAACAGAAGAGGAGAGAGUGACUGAAAACGCUGUACUAUUUACGAAGACUAUGCAAUCACUAUGCUCCGUGUCUGGAAGAAAUGUCCACAAGUCUGUUCUGUACACGCGUAAGGAUCGCUAGUCCAGUUUGGUCGUCCAGUUUGAGGGUUUUCUGCUCCUCUUCUCUGUUUCAGCCUUUUUUUUUUCUUUUUUUUUUAACGGUUACAGUAGUGGCUGAAAAACGGAAACAGAUCCACCUCAUGUGAGCACAGGUUGUGGGAAACAGAAAACCUCAUUUGACAGAUAGCAUUGUUACUACAGUUAUCAUUAUUACCAUUUAUUAUGUUGUCACUGUUCAAAUGUGCAUGAUGUGAUCAUCGCUGCCCCCCCCCCCCAAAAAAAAACAA
Plectropomus leopardus (leopard coralgrouper) is the source of this 1698-nucleotide messenger RNA. The record is from RefSeq and is a predicted model, not a curated record. NCBI's taxonomy places the organism in Eukaryota, Metazoa, Chordata, Actinopteri, Perciformes, Serranidae.